CUUUGGUCUUUCACCCACAAUCAUACAAUGGCUCUUUCUUCUCUCUUUCUCUCUUCCAUUUUCACACUCUCUCUCUUUUCUCUCUUAUCUUUUUCGAUGGAGGUCGAGGCCGAGACCACUUACCAUCAUCAUCACCACCGCCACCUUUACCUCCGUUCUCUCCACUUUUCCCUCUUCCAACACGAGACAAUCAACAAAACUGGCUACUUCAUCGUGUCGGGAGUGGUUGGCCCUAGCGUGAGCCAAACCACCACCCCAUUUGGCACCAUAUUUGUUUUUCACGAUCCUUUAACCACUAGUGCCAACCGAGCAUCGAAGUUAGUGGGCACGGCGGAGGGAACCUCCAUAACCUCUGGUCUUGACGGCUUACAAAGCAUUAGCAUAGCCAAGAUCAGCUUGCGUUUGAAGCACCACAUCGGUUCCCUCUCAAUCGUCGGUGGGACUCAUAAUGUUAAACCGUCCAACCACCCUAUCGUUGGAGGGACUGGGGACUUCUUGUUCGUACAAGGCUACGUGACAUCAUCUCCAGUGGAUCUCGUCGGCAUCACGGUGGUUUACAAGUUGGAGUUUCAUCUUUACUGGCCGCCUUAUGCAUAACUAACUCCCUCUUUUUAAAAAAGUUUAAGGUUUCGUUUCAGUUUGUUUUUAUGGUUCUUCAACUUCUCAAUAAUUUUAUUUUAUUUUUAAUAUCCGCGUCAUAAGAUUGGUUGUCAUCCGCGAUUCCACAUCUCUCAUCUUCUCCUACAUAUUAAUAAUAUUUCUUGUUUGGAUA
Benincasa hispida (wax gourd) is the source of this 772-nucleotide messenger RNA. Its product is annotated as dirigent protein 2-like. The record is from RefSeq and is a predicted model, not a curated record. Lineage: Eukaryota; Viridiplantae; Streptophyta; Magnoliopsida; Cucurbitales; Cucurbitaceae.